Messenger RNA from Motacilla alba alba, 3644 nucleotides. It is a transcript of the gene UBA7, whose product is annotated as ubiquitin like modifier activating enzyme 7. Gene Ontology annotation, cellular component: cytoplasm; SUMO activating enzyme complex. Gene Ontology annotation, biological process: protein sumoylation. Gene Ontology annotation, molecular function: SUMO activating enzyme activity. Lineage: Eukaryota; Metazoa; Chordata; Aves; Passeriformes; Motacillidae. The record is from RefSeq and is a predicted model, not a curated record. The transcript has 24 exons. The coding region runs from base 143 to 3541 and encodes 1132 amino acids.
CAGGGAGUGCGCGCGGGGCCGGGAGGGCGAGGUCCCGGAAGCGCUGCCGGGGGAGCGGCGGCCGGCGGGGCCGGUGCGGUAGCAGAGCGCGGCCACCGCCCCGCCGUAGGCGCGCCAGGCCAGGCGGACGCCCAGCAGGCUGAUGCCCAGCCAGAGCAGCAGCAGCUGGCACAGCGCGGCCCGCACGUCCUGCGCCGCCCACUCGGCCGCCAGCUCCCGGCCUAGCGCGGCCAGCGCCCGCCACGGCGGCUGCCAGCCCGCCGCCACCGCCGCCAUGGCCGCGGGAACCGGGGCGAGGCUGCCGGAGGGGGCGGAGCCUCUGCCCGCCCUCGGUGCCGCCGCAGCGCGGACCCCGGGGGCGUGGCCUCCUCGUGCUGUGGGGCGCGGUCUCGGGGGCGGGGCCUCGGAACGCGGUUUGGGGGCGUGGCCUGCGCCGUCCCCUCCGCCACCCUGCGCCGUCGGGGCGGGGCCUUGCGGGCUUGGCUCCUCCCCGGGGCGGGGCCGGUCGGUGGGUGGGGCCGUCAUGGCGGGAAGCGAAGAGGAGCCGCGGUACUCGCGGCAGCUGUAUGUGCUGGGCGGCGGCGCGCGGCGGCUGCCCGGGUCGGCGGUGCUGGUGUCGGGGCUGCGCGGGACCGGAGCGCAGGUGGCGACGGCGCUGGUGCUGGCGGGGACCGGGCGCGUCGUCCUGCACGACUGCGGUGCCGUCUGCACCGCCGACCGCACCCACCAGUUCCUCCUGGAAGAGAGUGAUCUAGGCCAGAACCGUGCCAAGGCAUCCCAGCGAGCCCUGGCUGAGCUGAACCCCCGUGUGGUGGUCGAGGCUCACGUCGGGGAGCUGUCGGAGGCCUUCCUUGCCUCCUUCCAGGUGGUGGUGCUGACUGAGUCCCCGCUGGAGGAGCAGCUCCGCGUCGGGGACUUCUGCCAUGCCCAGGGCAUCUGCUUCAUCGUGGCUGACACCAAGGGGCUGGCAGGACAGCUGUUCUGUGACUUUGGGGAGCACUUUGUCGUUGAUGACCCAGCAGAAGGGGAUCCAGUGUCUGCUGCUGUGGAGCACAUCUCCCAGGGCAACCCAGGAGUGGUGACAUGCAUGGGGACAGAGAACAGCCAUGGCCACCUCUUCCACGACGGUGACCUGGUGACGUUUUCUGGUGUGCAGGGGAUGACGGAGCUGAACGGCCAGGAGCCCGUCCCUGUGCGUGUGCUCGAUGCCUUCAGGCUGGAGAUCAGUGACACCAGCUCCUUCUCGCCCUACCGCUGUGGGGGUCUGGUUUCACAGGUGCAGCAGCCCCAGGAGUGUUCCCACAAGCCCCUGUGCCGGGCACUGGAGGAGCCCAAAAUCCAGGUGGCAAGUCCCGAGGAUCUGCCACGCAGCCGCAGCCUGCACGCCGCCUUCCGAGCCCUCCACGCUUUCCGCAGGGAGCGGGGCCGCCUGCCGCGGCCCAGGGCACCCGCCGAUGCCGAGCGGGUGCUGGAGCUGGCGCGGAGCCUGGCAGCGCAGCCGGGUCCCCUGGAUGAGGACAUCGUGCGCGCCUUCGCCAGCGUGAGCGCGGGGGACCUGUGCCCCGUGGCCGCCGUGCUCGGGGCGCUGGCGGCCCAGGAGGUGCUGAAGGCCAUCACUGGGAAGUUCCUGCCCCUGGACCAGUGGCUGUACUUCGAUGCCCUGGAGUGCCUGGCGCUGGCGGGGGCCGCGCAGCUGACAGAGACGGACUGUGCCCCGAGAGGCUCUCGCUACGAUGGCCAGAUUGCCGUCUUCGGGGCCGGUUUCCAGGAGGAGCUGCGUCACCAGAAGUACCUGGUGGUGGGAGCUGGUGCCAUUGGCUGCGAGCUGCUGAAAAACUUUGCCAUGAUGGGACUGGCGGCGGGGCCGGAUGGGGAGCUCAUCGUCACUGACAUGGACACUGUUGCCCUCUCCAACCUCCAUCGUCAGCUUCUCUAUCGCUCAGCAGAUAUAUCAGAGCCAAAGUCGGUGGUGGCCGCAGCAGCCGUGCAGCGUAUGAACCCUGAUGUCAGAGUGACAGCUCACCAGAACCAGGUGGGGCCUGCUACCGAGAUGCUCUACAAGGACAACUUCUUCCGGCACCUGGAUGGCGUUGCCAGCGCCCUGGACACGAUAGAGGCCCGCACCUAUUUGGAGAGACGCUGUCUCCGCUGUCGCACACCUCUGCUGGACUCGGGCACGGAGGGGACACGGGGCAACGUGCUGGCCAUGGUACCGUCCCUGACCGAGCCUCUGGGACCAGCCAGCACCCCCAGGGAUGGCAGCUUCCCCAUCUGUACCCUGAGGCACUUCCCCCGCACCAUCCAGCACACACUGCAGUGGGCCCGUGAUGAGUUUGAGGGGCUUUUCCAGCUACCUGCAGAACAAGUCAACCAGUUCAUGGAGGACCCGGCCUUCCUGGAGCAGCAGCCGCCCGGGAAGGCCCUGGAGCAGGUGCGGGAGAGCCUGCGGGAGCGGCCGCGGGACUGGCAGGACUGUGUGCGCUGGGCACGCCGGCGCUGGCAGCGCUGCUACCAUGAUGCCAUCGCCCAGCUGCUGCACAUCUACCCCCCAGAGCAUGAAACCAGCCCGGGGGUCCCCUUCUGGGCAGGGGACAGGAGCUGUCCCCAUCCACUGACUUUCAACCCUGACAAUGACACCCACCUGGAUUAUAUCCUGGCUGCUGCCCACCUCUUUGCCCAAGUACACAGGGUGCCACCAUGCAGGGACCGGGCGGCCAUCCAGGCCAUCCUCUGUGAUGUGGUCCUGCCACCUUUUGCACCCCAGGAAGGCCUCCAGAUCCCCCUCACAGAGGAACCCACAGAGGAGGCACAAGUUCCCACAGAUCACAGGCAGCUGACAGAGCUUACCCAGGACCUGGUGCAGUGGAGACAGGAGCUGGUGGGAGAUGAGGACACACAAGCACCCUUGAUGAAGCCCAUCCACUUUGAGAAGGACAACGAUGUCCACAUAGACUUCAUCACAGCAGCGUCCAACCUGCGUGCAGAGAACUAUGGCAUCUCCCCUGCCAACUGGCUGACGAGCAAGCGCAUUGCUGGGCGGAUCGUGCCCGCCAUCAUCACCACCACGGCAGCCGUGGCCGGGCUGGCGUGCCUGGAGGUCUACAAGCUGGUGUGGGGGUGCCAGGACCUCAGCUGCUACCGCAACAGCAACAUCAGCCUGUCUGCCUGCCUGAUGCUCCGUGUGCAGCCCCCGCCAGCCCCCACCUACCGGUACGGCGGGCGGGAGUGGAGCUGCUGGGACCGGCUGGAGAUGCGGGCAGUCGGCGCAGAUGGGCAGGCGAUGAAGGUGCAGGAGGUGCUGGACUGGCUGCAGAGCACACAUGGCUGGACCGUGACCAUGCUCCUGUGUGGUGACAUCGUGCUCUAUGACAGCAAGGCAGAUGCAGAGACACGGGCCUGGCAGCAGGCGCAGAGGUUAUCCAAGAGCUUGGAGGAUGCUGGGAUGCCACAGCAGCAGGACCUGGAGCUGCUGUAUAUCUGCGAGGGAGAGGAUGCUGAGGCUGAAGAUACCCGUCCCCCUCUCCUGUGCUCCCUACCUUGAGCAAGGGGCCAGCAUCUCCUGCCCCGUGCAAUAAAAGCUGCAGGCUGCAAUACCCUCCUUGCAAAACCCCCCUGCUUGCCCCUGCCUGGAGUCGGGCCACAGG